Messenger RNA from Diospyros lotus (date-plum), 1148 nucleotides. RefSeq lists its product as uncharacterized. The transcript is spliced from 2 exons. NCBI's taxonomy places the organism in Eukaryota, Viridiplantae, Streptophyta, Magnoliopsida, Ericales, Ebenaceae. Bases 60 to 713 code for a protein of 217 amino acids. The record is from RefSeq and is a predicted model, not a curated record.
UCUACCUCUCUCUCUCUCUCUCUCUCUCUGCUUUUAACCAACCAAAUUAACAGCCAGAAAUGGAGGACCAAUGCAGCCCUCUCAGUUGGGCUUAUUGUCACUUCCAGGAAAAGGAAGAGGGAAUUGAGGAUUUGAGGCGGUCUCUUCUGUACACAACUCUGGAGCUGGAGACAACAAUCAUGGCUGCUCACGAGCAAAUUGCAAGAAAAGGAGAUGAACUCAUUCAUCUCAAAGAUCUCCUGACAAUGGCCGUCAAGGAAAGAGAUGAGGCCCGCCAAAGGUGCCAAAUGCUCAAGCUUGAGAUUUCCCUCCUCCGGCACCAGCUUCAAGCUGCCGGAAAAGAAGAAGACGAACAGAAAGUACUGGAAGAUGAAACCACGGCCGUUAGUGAUCAGCUGGACGGGAAUUUUCCUGGAAAGAAGCCUUUCCCGGAAAAUGGCAAGUUCCUGCAGGCGGUGAUGGAGGCCGGGCCGCUGCUGCAGACGCUGCUGCUGGCCGGACCGCUCCCCCAGUGGCAGCACCCGCCGCCGCAACUCAACUCCACCGACAUCCCGCCGCCGCCACUGGCGGCACCGCCGGUUAUCCGGCGGGAGUACUGUUGUGUCAGCAACAAGAGGACAGCCGCUUAUUCUCCCCCAAAAGGCAAGCACCAAAAGGAUGCUCAGAAACAAUUGUCUGAAAGCGGUAGUCUGGUGAGUCCACUGACCAUUUGACCAAUCCCUAGUGUUCACAAGAUUUUGCUGCCAUUUGCCAUCCUUUCCGUACUGUUAAAACAUGGAAAUUAGUGGUCUAAUUCAGCAUGAGAGGGAUGGCCAUGAUUGAGCUAAUUACUAUCUGUAAAAAGAGUGUCUUAGAAACCAAGCAACCUAAUUAACCUCUCAAGACAAAGAGAGAACAUUCAAAGCCAGCCUUAAUUUAACCUUACUUAUUUUCCUGCCUGAUUGAGACCUUAUUUUGUCUUUCUUUUUCUGUAACCCUAAUCUUAUAUAUAUGUAUAUAUACAUAUGUAUAUGUGUGUAAUGAUAUCUUAAGUUGCAGGCUUGGAUUGUGUUAAAAAAAAAAAAGCACAAUUAUAUCAAAAUGUAUCUUUAUUGGUAGAGUGUGAUUCUGGGGCAUGUUGUCACAGUUUAUGAGAGUUGGUUUGUGGU